This is a messenger RNA of Pogonomyrmex barbatus (red harvester ant), 949 nucleotides long. RefSeq names its product MKRN2 opposite strand protein. The record is from RefSeq and is a predicted model, not a curated record. Lineage: Eukaryota; Metazoa; Arthropoda; Insecta; Hymenoptera; Formicidae.
UAGGAUGCGAUUCUCUUGUGCGAGUGUUGUAUAAAAUAAAUAAAACGGCAUGAUGAGUGAAAUGUUGACGAAGUCGAACUUGACAUGAUAAACAUUUCUUCUACGCAUAUCUCAUACGAGCCGGCAUUCUCUUUUUUAAUAAGAAAACUUUUCUAGAAAAACGAGAAUAGAAUUAAAUCGAAACUUUUGUUGGUUGUGAAUACUGGAGAGUGUCAAAGUGCUCUUGAGUGCUCUUUGAAAAUAUGAACAACGACCCGGGCAUCAUCUGUUUCCGUCAUUGUCCAACGAAGAGUGUAUUCUGCAAGCGUAUUCCAGCGAUUUGCCCAGUGUGCAUAUCACAAAUACAAAAUUUCGUCGUGGAUCCAUUUCGUGUUCCAUAUCCGUUUGUGAAUGCUGUACAUACUUCCAGUAGUGUCAUUAUUCGGCCCUCACAGGGCAAUUUCCUUGAUGAUUAUAAUGUAACGCGUGAUGACCUGCAUGUCGGGAUAGUCAACUCUAGUGGUGACAUUGUGGAGUUUGACAAGAAAGGAUUGAUAGUGAAUGAUGUUGCCAGUUGGACCAACUGUGUCGCCUUAGAGGUUGUGCCAGCUGCCUGGACCAAUCGAUGGGACGAAACAUUGUCGCUUAUAUUAAAAGAUGUCAAGUGGAGAUCUAGUAAUUAUAACACCAUUAGCCUGAACUGUUUCGACUUUGUUUUAGAAUUUUUCAACAAUCUAGGUUAUACAGAUUUAAGAUUUGCGAAUAAGGAAGACUUAUGCGAACGAUUGAUACUUUCAAAAUUACAAAAUGCAAUUCGAUAUAUCUCGGUAUACAGAGCCUUGAAGGCUCAGGAAUGUCUGCUGUCGAAUUGUCAUACUUGAUACAUCUUAUUAUUUCUAUAUUUUUUAUUUGUAUUAUUUGAAAUUAAUGCAAUAAAAGUGUUCAUAUUUAUAUAUCUGUUUUCUUGCUU